AUGGUCAUUCAUUGGGAUUUAUUUUUUCAAGUAUUUUUCCUGGUGCUGGCCAAAGCAAGUCUGAAGAGUGUCAGAGAAUCUGGGAGCUGUAAACUCACCAAUAAACAAAGCCAGUUAAACUCCUUUCUUUGGACUAUAAAACGUGACCCUCCCUCAUACUUCUUUGGCACUAUUCAUGUUCCUUAUACAAGGGUUUGGGAUUUUAUCCCAGAGAACUCCAAGAAAGCAUUCCAACAGAGCAAUAUUGUCUACUUUGAGUUGGACUUGACAGACCCCUACACAAUUUCUGCUCUGACCAGUUGCCAGAUGUUGCCUCAGGGGGAAAACCUACAAAGUGUCCUUCCUAGGGACAUUUAUCGCAGACUGAAACGCCAUUUAGAAUACGUUAAACUCAUGAUGCCCUCUUGGAUGACUCCAGAUCAAAGGGGGAAGGGGCUUUAUGCGGAUUAUUUAUUCAAUGCGAUAGCUGGGAAUUGGGAAAGAAAAAGACCUGUAUGGGUAAUGCUGAUGGUGAAUUCUUUGACGGAGAUCGAUAUUAAGGCAAGAGGGGUCCCAGUGUUGGAUUUAUACCUUGCUCAGAAAGCUGAGCGUCUCAAGAAAAGAACAGGAGCAGUAGAAAAAGUGGAAGAGCAAUGUCAUCCGUUGAAUGGGUUGAACUUCUCCCAGGUAAUAUUUGCAUUAAAUCAGACUCUCUUGCAGCAAGAGAGCCUUCGAGCAGGCGUCCUACAGGCUCCUUACACCACAGAAGACCUCAUCAAACAUUACAACUGCGGAGAUCUCAACUCAAUUAUUUUCAACCAUGAUUCUUCACAGGUUCCCAAUUUUAUUAAUGCUACCUUACCAAGUCAAGAAAGAAUAACUGCACAAGAGAUCGAUAAUUAUUUCCGACAAGAGCUGAUAUACAAGAGAAAUGAGAGGAUGGGGCACAGAGUUAAAAAUCUUCUCGAAGAGUUCCCGGACAAAAGCUUUUUCUUUGCGUUCGGGGCAGGACACUUCUUAGGAAACAAUACAGUCAUUGAUGUGCUAAAACGAUAUGGCUACAAUGUGCAACACACACCUGCUGGCAGGUCAAUCCUCAAUGGUAAAAAUAAAAAAGUAGUGCAGCCAUCCAAGCUCCCGUCAUCAUCAAUGCCUGUUGAUUGGUUAUCUCCACCAUGCACGGAUGCUUCUAGAACAAAACAGACUGAACAUAAUCACAAAGAUUCCGCAACAUUGCCCAAGUUAUUACUAUCAGAAAAUCUUGAUAUGAUGGACAAGAGUGAAAGGAAGUACAAAAAGAAGAAGCCACGAAAGGAAAAACAUCGACAUUUCAGUGACCUCUGGGUUCGCAUUCAGGAAAGUGCCACAGAGUCUCCUCCGCAAAUUCGGAUUAUUAACGGAUACAUUACAGUGGAACCUCAGCCAAGAGAGCAUGGAAAAGACAACUACGCACAGCCCGCCAAAAGCAGUUCCUUCAUCCAAUUCAUUCUACCUCCCUUUUUACUGUUGGCUUGGUGUCUUCAACAAAUGGUGGUUUCACAGUGAUGAUUUGUAAAGAUGAAGAAACAUUAUAAAUGCAAACUGACACCCGAGGACAUUCACGUAAAAGGAUCACAUUGUUUCUGCCAGCACUGGAAAAUAUUUUAUGGCAUUAAACUGCUUAGCAAACAUUGCCCUGAAGCUCUACUUUGAAUCGGACCUCUAAUAUUAUUUACUGGUUAAUACGGAAUAUAUGUCUUUUGUUUGAAAAGUCAUUAUAUUUUUCUUCCCUUGAAGAAGAAUGAUUUCAUGUUAAUCCCAUAAUGCACUUGGGAAAUGUAAAAUGUUACUGUAACA
This is a messenger RNA of Pelobates fuscus (common spadefoot toad), 1815 nucleotides long. RefSeq names its product TraB domain containing 2A (gene TRABD2A). Gene Ontology annotation, cellular component: membrane. Lineage: Eukaryota; Metazoa; Chordata; Amphibia; Anura; Pelobatidae. The record is from RefSeq and is a predicted model, not a curated record. Gene Ontology annotation, molecular function: metalloendopeptidase activity. The transcript is spliced from 7 exons. Bases 1 to 1524 code for a protein of 507 amino acids. Gene Ontology annotation, biological process: negative regulation of Wnt signaling pathway.